CGAAGGAUUAAACACAGCCUGUAUGAUUCUUCAGAAAGCGUAAUGCAUGUACAGAAAUAAUUCAAGAAAGGCUCUCCAGGCUUCUUUGAAUGAGCUCCUCCCUUCUAUUCGGUAUCAAGCUGAACUGUCAAACACAGUUUCUUCUUGAAAUACCUCCAUUGGAGAGGGCGCUAAUACACGAGCGGGCUCGUUUUUUAUGUGCUCUCGUUCGUUUCUAGAGAUUGCCAAUAGCGUCUGGAGCCCGCCAGACAGUCUCAAAGACUUGUAACGUUUACAAACAACAAUCAAAGACAAACUGUGCCUGGUGGAUACUGGUUCAUCGCCGCAAUCGUGGGAUUGCAGUUUCGAUAAACAUCAUCUAUUGAUCCACGAUGCAGAAGAUGAUGGUUUCUUUUCCGUACUUCUUCGUUCGCCCCGGCUCAUAACUGAACCAAUGCCCGAGCUCAGGUUGCCCUAUAGCGUCAUUCCUGUCUUUCUAACCAGGUAAUCGAAAUUCACGCGCAGCCAAGCUACGCUGGGAGACCGGCGCCCGUGCUGCAAGCGACAAGUAAACCCAGUUACAGCCACACAACCAAGAGUCUCUUGGAUUGAAACUACUGCUUUAUUGAAGUCAGCAAAUACCUGGACAGAAGAAGCAAACUAGGAAAACAAUUCUCCCUCAUCAGGACGAAUGACGUAAGUAAGAACUUCCUCAAACAUUUCAAGGAUGGUACUCGAUCAGGAUGACAUCGUUCAGUCAAUACUGCACGGUAAUCUGACGAACGACCCUCCUUCUCGAGUCGUCAAAAUUUUCGUCAGCUCUACUAAAUCAGAUUUCGAACAUGAGCGUCGCCAGUUGCACGAAGUGGUGUUUCCAGAGCUCCAGCGACAUUGCUCUGGUUUGGGAAUUGACGUGGAACUGGAAGACAUCCAACAAGGUAGUGACGUCGAUUCCAUAUUGGAACCAGCUUCGUUUGCCCAACAAAUGCAUGAAAUUGAAGUUUGUCACCGGGAUUCCUUAAGCUGCUUUUUUCUGAGCCUGGUGGGAAACAAGUACAGGCCCUAUCCUUUACCUCUUAGCAUUGAAUCUUCUGAGUAUAGUCACAUCUACAACGCUGCUUUUGACGCAGGUCUAGACGUAGCCCUGCUGGACCAAUGGUACAAGUGCAACGCUAACCUUGUUCCUCCUGCAUACAUCAUUGAGCCCCCUCAAACAAAGUACGAACACUUUGGGCUAAGGCGUCCAGCCCAAUGUAAGAAGAAACAGUUUCUCCAACAAGUACAGAGCUGGACCGAAGAUGCUGAGACUUUAACGAGAAUAAUCCAAUAUGGCGCUCGGGUGGCUUUUGAGGAAGGCUUAAUUAAUCAAGUGAAUCGACAGAAGCAGAGACGGUAUUUUAUGUCAGGAGUACAUGCACAUUUCGAUGAGGCGUUACAACUCUCAAAGGCAGCUAGUCAGCGAAUGUUAUGUGUUAUCAGGCAGUUCGAAGGCCUAAAUACUUCCGAUACUAAUGCUUCAUCCUAUGCUGACAUCGCAUCGCAAGAAGGUGCCACUUAUGAGGAAGAAAGCAUUAGUGGAAUCCAGGAGUUAAUUGACAGUAUAAUCCUCUCCCUAGAAAGAAAAAAUGUUCAUUACUUCAGCAUUCCAUGGCUAGAAUCUGGUGUAGAUCCUGACAAUUCGGAACAUGGAAAUUAUCUCGACAAGUUCGGAGACGUGAUUUUGUCAACUCUAAAAGAAAUGAUCAGCGAUGCCACUGUUUCCUCGCCUGAGUGGGAGGGUCUUCCUUCAACCGUGAAAAAGGCGGUUCAGGAAGUGGUGUUGGAGUCUCAUGCUCACCUUGUCAACGCCUAUCACAACCUACACGCUCUAGGCGUCUCUCAAUCGUUAGCCAGCGAUUGUGGACCAUUACUCCAUAUUCAACAACUCAUGUUAGAGGAUGAGAAUCGCAUGCGACACUCUCCUGUUAUUGUAUGUGGUCGUAACGGUUCGGGAAAGUCAACUCUGCUCUCUCAGGUCCUAAUGUAUUGUACCGAGUGGCUAGGUAAUGACAUAGUUAGGAUUGUCCGCCAUGUUGGAAAGAGUCUCACCUCUACGUACACACCAGAAUUACUUAGAAACCUAUGUCUUCAUAUUAGCCUAGUUUUUGGUUUCGACAUCACUCCUAAGCAUUAUAGUUUUGAGCUUGGGAAGUUAAGCAUUUGGUUUCAGGACCUACUUAAACUCGUCGAAACCACCACCAGCGAUCUCGUUAUCGUUCUAGACAAUCUACACGACCUUAGGUCUCCCCCUAACAAUCAGGCAGCCAUCUUGGGGUGGCUGCCAUGGAAUCUCCCAGCCAACGUACAUAUUAUUUGUUCUGUGGCUGAAGAACAUGAAACUGUUCUCGGUCUGCUUAAAUCUCGCAUGUCAACAGGAGACAACCUCAUUCAGAUUCCCCCACUCAAUCACGUAGCUGCUGUUAGUAUGAUCCAAUCAAAUCUUAAAGACAAUAAGCACUUGUUAACAACCAACCAAUGGUAUACAUUAAAAGAAAGGCUCAAUGGGCAGUCAUUUUCACCCCUAUAUGUGAAACUUCUAUCUCACGAAGCCAGACGCUGGACAUCGUGGCAGGACAUUUUGGACAACGACGUGCCUCAAACUUUACAAGAGCUAAUCAACAGACUUCUACUGAGAUUGGAGUCCCAGUAUGGAACAUCUACUGUAAGAAAAAUAGCUUCCUACCUAACGUGUACGCACUACGGGCUCAGAGAACCAGAAAUACUAGAGCUUCUAACAGCUGCCGAGUUCGAGGGACCGAGCGCUGUGCGAGGGGAUGACAACGCGAGAGAAUUUUCAUUUAUGGACUGGUUUGGCGUCAAACAAGAACUUGAUUCUCUACUAAAAGAGUACUAUGUUGGAAAUCGACCUUACAUCCACUGGAGCAACUCUGUUGUCACGGAAAUAGUGAGAGAGCGGUUUCUCUCUAAUCCUAGCGAUGCCCGUAUCUGCCAUACUGACUUAGCCAGCGCCUUCUAUUUGAGUUUCCUGGAAAAGGCAGAGGAAAAGGUCCCCAAGUUACUGGAAAUAACAAAAGGAAAGAAAACUGACACGUCCUCAGAUCUUUUGCGUGAGGUUGAUGAACUUUGGUUUCAUCUUCUAUUAAGUAAGGACUACAAAAAACUGAAACAGGAUGCAAUUUGCAACUUUGAGUUUCUGCUGUCUGCUGUUAGGGGCGCUUCAAUUGGGUAUUUGAGAAGUAUCUUAGAGUUCGUAAGAAGUCAGUUUCUUGACUGGGAGGUUGAACUCCUUUAUAACAUGACAAAGCCAUCCGUAGAUGUGUUGAGCCAAGACCCACAACAACUUGCUACUGAGAUAUUAAACUGGCUCAGACCUUACAAAGAUGGCACUUCUGAAUUUUUAGACAGCCUUGUAAGUACUGCGCUGCGGUGGUGCAACAGUAAUUCUUAUCCUGCCCUUAUUCCUCAGAACUCCUGGCUUAACUUAGUUUUGGCUCCUCAGGUAACAGUCAUCACAUGUCCUGGUCCAAUCUCUCACAUGGUUUCCACUCCAGAUAGUCAGUACGUGCUAUGCAGCACACAAGAAAAAAUAAUUCAUAUGUAUAAUCUACCUUCGAAAAACCUUAUCAAAACCUUUUUAGGACAUAAAGCGGCAAUCACUUGUUUACAUAUGACUCCAUCUGGACGCUAUCUAGUGAGUGGAUCAGAAGAUACAGAUGUAAUAGUAUGGGACGUAGAGAAAGGAUCUGUGAAGCAUCGACUAAGUUAUCACAUAGCUGGAGUUUUGUGCGUUGCAACAACAAACUCGGAAACAUUAGUUUUGAGCGGCUCAGAAGUCGGAGUUGUGAUUGUUGCUCGACUGGAUUCAGGUCACGUCGUACAAAGAUUGGAAAAUCACCGAGGUGUGAUUAACUGCGUAGCUGUGAACAGUGGCGACGACAUUUUUGUAACAGGUUCCUCGGACUGCACUGUAUGUAUCUGGUGUCUUGAAGACUUCAAGCUUCUCAAUACCAUCACCUUGACUGCUUCUGUCUGCUAUAUGGAACUUUCUCGAGAUUCAACUUUCCUUCUACUGGGCUGUGAGGAUAACACAGUGCACGUGCGAUCCCUAACUACUGGUUCGGAUGUCCACUGUCUACAAGGUCACUCUGGCACGGUAACCAGUCUGUGCUUUGCAAGAGAUAACUGUCGCUGCAUUGUAGGAUGUCACAAUGGCAAGAGUUACGUGUUCGAUAUUCUUUCUGCAAAAUUACUUCAAACUCUGGGAGGACAUUCGGAUGCUGUUACUAGCUUACAGACGCAGGAAAAUGACACUUUUCUCAUAAGUGCUGGAGGAAAUAAGAUCGUUGUGUGGAACUUCUACUCGAAAAGAAGUGAAGGAUACCAUCCACGUGCCAAAGUGCGGAAAGUUGACAAUCACAAGGACGUGGCAACGUGUCUGGCGGUGUCACGUGAUGGUAGCCUAGCUGCCUCAGGCUCUAAAGAUCACUCUGUGAAAGUGUGGCAUCUUUCCGCGAGGGAGACUCAUAUGACUCUCCAGGGACACACGGCUCCUAUCACUUGCUUAGCCUUCGCUCCUAAUGGACUUUUCGUUGUCUCGGGGUCAGAGGACAUCACUCUCCGCGUUUGGGGCCUAACUCUCGGACUUGUGGUGUCUACUUUCAAGGAGCAUCAGAAUAAAAUAGCUUGUGUGUCUGUGACGUCAGACAGCCGUCGAGUACUAUCUGCAGAUGUCCAGGGCAGCUACCGACUGUGGCAAGCUGACAGUGGUAAUCAAGUUCUUGGCUAUUUACGCCCACUUCAUCAAAUGUCGCUGCAUGCAAGCACUGUAUUUGCAAUUGGAGGCAAAAAUGAUAACAGCGUUCGAUUUUGGCCAAUACUGGAUGUGGACUCUGAGAAAUCAGUUACUCAUAGUGAUGCAAUUCUCUGUUACACUGUCACCUACGACUGCAAGACCGUUGUCACAGGCUCCCAGGACAUGUCGCUCAAGGUGUGGGAAGUGGCUACCGGAAAACUUACUCAAGUUUUAGUGGGUCACGAAGGCCCUGUCACGUGCGUGGCUGUAGCCCCCUUUAGUCCAUCUCUGGUACUGUCUGGCUCCAUGGACCACAAUCUUAUCGUGUGGGACAUGACCACUGGAGAUGAUAAUUUAACUUUAAGAGGUCACAAAGAAGCAAUCAAAACUGUACAGCUCACGCUCGAAGGAAGCGUUGUCAUUUCAGGUUCUGAUGAUAAUACCUUCCAAAUAUGGUAUACGCAAACUGGUCACCGGAUAGCCAUAUUAGACCUACAUAUGACAAUGGUUUCUAUGGCAACGUCUCUUCACGUGGGUCAUAUAGUUAUUCAGUUAGCCAAUAGCAAUUUGGUUCCUGUUAUUCGAGUUCACAAUAACCCAGGAAAAGGAAUAAAGUUAGAUUUGCCUCCAGGAACACCUGUUAAUGAUGAAGGUAAACUUUUAGGUCAUUCCUUAAGAAGUGUUUUGCCAAAGCGAAUCCUACUUAGAGGUAAUUUGAAACGUGAACAGUCUUUCGACUCGUUCUAUUGGGAUCUCCGUUCUCCAAAACACGAUAUCGGAGCUAGUCUAGAAGACUUCAAGCGGAUUCCAUCACCUUUUGGAUCCAGAGAAACAUUGCAUUUAGCUGGGACAGUCUGGGACGGUUCAGUUGGAAAUCGACCCUCAAAUCGGAGCAUCACUUUACAGGAUGGAGGAGGCAUUCAGCCCAAAUCUAAACUUUCCAAACAUAAGAUGUUAAAAAAACAACACAGUAUGUUCGCCUGCUUUCCAGAGUUUACUCAGCAACCUCAGUCUCCACUUCUCUCUCCACAAUACCCGAAAGUGGAUGGAAAAGGAGACUGUCUGGUUCGUUCUCCGGUAACGAGACUAGCAAAAGAUUUUCCUGAUCUUAGUCAUUCUGGCGGUUUGGAAGAAAAUGAAACAACACUGGAAGAAACUGAAUCAAACAACGCAACACUUGUCAGAGACUCUAGUGUUUGUUCAAUCUCAUAAUGAACUAAACAGGAGAGGCAUAAUAUGGAUUACACAAACAAACAAAAAAUAUAAUUACUGGGGGCUACUGAGCAUAAAGCCAGAUAAGCAAAAGAUUUUAAAUCUUUAAAUGUUGCUUUGCCGUGACUUGCCACUCACAAUCUCACAGCAGUUAAAUAAUACUGUAUUAUGUACCUCAAAAAUGGUCUCGUGUGUUCUUAACUAAUAGUAUCUCUAAGUUCGCAAGGGCAGAAUUCACUAGAUUAUAUCAAUUUGGUGUUCGUUACCAUGUCAGUGCAUUGUAAUAAAGCAUCUUAUGGGUCUUAACGUUGACGCAGUUUUCAAACUAGGACAAUAAUGUAGUAAUGGUUUUUGUAGACAUAUGAACUGUAACCCUGUUCGUAUGCAAUAUUAUGCUUUUCUAAUAUAUAUCAUUCUACGUCUAAUCAACCAUUAGCUUACUUGUUUGUUUGUUUUAUAUAUUUGCCACACACUUCUUCAAGCAAGCAAAGGUGACCUUAUUAUUAAAAUAUGUUGUGCUGGGCAACUCGCAUAGUAAUAAUAAUAAUAACCGAGAAAACCUGCGCUGUGCACAUAAACGAUAAUAAAAUAAAAAUGUUUACUUCACAUAUCGACAAUAGCUCGCCUUAAAAUCUUAAUGUUUAGUAAUUCGUGAAUAAGAAUUUUCAGAUUUUCGUUUGUAGUUAAACGUGCGUAUGAAACAGCUUGAUAGCACUUAAGAAAUGGCUAUUUCUGUGAAUACUAGUCUUUGAGCAGGGGCGUGGCCAGAGUUGAAAAAAAAGUGAGUCACCACUAAUUUUUGGUUUUAUUUUUAUUUAUUUGAAUAUUAGUCAGGUUCCAAUAAUCUUUUUAUUCCUGUUGUUUCUUUUGUUUACUAGUAAUUUUUACUACAAUGUUUACUAGCAUGCAUUUUUCUCUGUUUGAUAAAAAAUGACAAAAAUGGCUCAUCCAUAGAGCAUCCUUUUAAAUAAUGCGUAAAUAAAUGGCAGCCAUCUACCAUCAUAUACAUGAUUUGUUUUGCUUUUUUAUACUUUGCCAAAUAUGCCAAAUUAUAGCUACAAAAAAUUCUCUAAAAAUAGUGGGCGCCCAGGCGCAAAGAACCUAAGCUGUCUACGCCCAAUGUAUUUAUUUGGGCAUGUGUAACACGUUGUUUCAUAAUAUUAUGCAAUAUAUAGCUGGCUUCUUGUUGGUGUUCUCUUAACGAAUAAACAUUACUAAGUCUAACUUGUUGAAUUUACCUAAAAUUACAGAUGAAAAAUAAAUGAAGUUAACACACACACACAUAUAUGUAGAGAGAGAGAGAACCAGCAGUAAGCUAGUUAAAUCAAUUAGAGUUUCGAAAAUGUUUUAUUUUUUACACAUUAUUCAAACCUUUUGAUGUGGUAAUUUCAGAUACGGUUACUUACUAAAGUAAUUUAACACUGCUCACAAAAAGCUAGACUUAAAACAAUGUUUUAGAAUAUCGCGAUCGAUUACUAUAAUAAAUAUAUAUGCAUAACACUGCUUAAUGUAUUACGAUACGUAACUUGUUGAUCAAGAUAUCACAAUAUAUAACCUAUAUCUUGAGAAAUUGCUAUAAAUAUUGUGUAUUUGCAUAUAUUCCGGUAGAGAACAUAUAACUUCAAAAAUUGUACUCUGUCUUUAAGGAUAUGACUAUCUAUAUCAUAGAUCAUUGAAUAUCACAUUAUUACAACUUUUUCCUAAAACGAAAUGAUAUAAAAUACCUUCCUUGCAAUAUCACGAUGUUUUGUACUGCGAUUAAUAACAGUCGUGAGCAUUUAACACCUAAAUUUUAUAUUAAAACAUUUUGAAAUAGAACAUUUACCUUCAGAUAUCAUGAUUCAUAACUAGUUUCUAUAUUACAAUGCAUAUCCUGCAUUUUUAAGAUAUUGCAGUAUCUUGAUAUAUGACAUAUUCAAAUGAUUAUAGAACACAAGCGUUUCUGUCUGGAAUCAACAGACGGUCUAGGUACGAUUUGACUAGUUUGGAAGUAAUCUUCUAUACUAGACCUUUCUGAAACUUAAACCUACCACCAACUUAAACUAAAAAUUGACAUUGCUUUCCAAGUCGAUCCAGUAACUUCGUUGACACUAGAGCAAAUAAUUUAAAGCUUAUAACAAAUCCAUUUGAAUGUAGCUACGUUGUGCGGAAACACAUACAAUUAACGUGCCAUAUCAGUGUUUGAGAAACAAAGUCGCUGGAAAUAGACGUAUUAUUUAGAUUGUCUUAUUCUUUAAUUUCAAUAUAUUAUAUACAGCAUAGGUUCACGCAUGUGAAAAGGAGUCUACGUUUAGAAUGCUCUACUCGAUGCUUUUUCAAUACGUAAAAUGUGUCUCAAGCUCAGUUUAUAAAGCAGUAGAUCAUUCAGAGGAUGUAAAUAGUAGAAAAAAUUAAAUGUGUAGAAGACAUACAGACAUUUGUUUAAAAUAAUCGAAAUGAGCUUAUUGUGGCUAUUUUGUAUUUAUACAUAAUUCCGUAUUUGUCUCUAAUUAUUGUGUUCCAAGUUUAAUUUUGUUCAGGAAGUUUCCGAUUUUAGGAAAGCUUUUAUUAUUUACGUGUCCCUAAUAUAAUCAGUAUUAUUUGAAUUAUAAUCUAUAUAAAUGUUAAUCAUCAAAGUGUAACUCUUUGGAAAGUAUGGUUUUCGAAUUGAAAAGUGAGCAAUUUAAAAAGAAAACUAUUAUUUCUUUUCCACGCUGCGGGUAAUGACUUGAAAUAUUGGUCUUCGAAAGUCCACUGAAUCUUUUAGUUCAUUUAAUUUAAAACAAAUAUAAGUGUCACUGUAAUUCUAAUUCAAUUAUUAGAAGGGUUUUUCUUAUGUGCUCAAUAACGUGUAGAAUAUAUGUAGAAUAACAUUGUUUUCGAAACAUUUCCGCACUAAAAAGUGCAGACAGUAAAUCGCUUUCUUUUAAAAAUGCAUGUAAAUCACAAUGUUUUAUUCAAAAACGUUUUGGCAUACAGAGAAAGUUGCUAUAUGUACAGUUGUACAUGCUUGUCUUAAAAAGUAAAUGUUUGUACAGUUAUUACAUGUAUAGAAAAAUAGGUGUAGCGUUUAAAAUGUUUGUAGCUGUGUGUGUAAGCACUUAACGUGACAUUGUUGAGCACUUAACCAUAACAUUUAUAUUCACUGUUGAAAGGAACCGGGUUAAAAUUCCGUUCGGUUCUCUAGAUAUGUCGAUAAACAUUAUUGGAAAGUUACCGUUCAACCGAAAAUUUAUAAUUAAGAUGUUCACCAAAUGCUUACAAUAAACAGUCCGUUGAUUCUCCCAGUUGCAGCAUGAUUUGAGGGUCGAGUAACUAUUGAGCGAAAAACAAAAUCAUGCCAGAAGAAUUAAGCUUUCAUAUGACCGAAAUUUAUAUGAGGAAGAUAAAAUAAAAUAAAAAAUCUGGUAAUUUUGCACUUAUCUCUAAAAUUUGUUUGCAAUAAUAACUGCCGUCACAAUUUUACACUCGAACGGUGAUAAUCUGAAGUUUCAGAACACACGUGAGAUGCGUGGAUUAUAAGUCUGUGUAUAAAAUUCAAUAUCACGCGUUUAUGGCAAAGAAACGGAAGCGUUUUUGUUUCGUGCGUCUUGACUUUAAUAAGAUUUUUCAAUAACGACUUCCUUCAUUAAUAAGAUGGACAUGUCGUAGCCAUAAUCGCAAAUUAUAGGUUAUGAAAAUAAGGAUAUUUUUGAAAAUUUUUCAAAUUGUCGAUAACGCAUAAGAAUGAAAAUAAUACUAUUAUUAAAAAUAUAUAUAACUUUCUAUAGUCGUGUUAGUUAAUUGGUGAAUUAAUAUCGUUAUAAAUCAAAGUCUUCUUUCAAAUCGAGGAGACGUAAUGAUAGUAUAUCCACGAAGCUUUGAUAUAAUGUUACAAGUUCAUUUAUAGCACUUGGAUGUAAAGUGUCAUUGUUGUUGAUAUCUAUUUCAGCGUAGACCUUAAAAUUAGUCAUUGUGAAUUUAUAUUCAUACAUUAUCUACUUUAACAGAAAAAAUGUGCUCACUGAAAGAAUAAGAACUAAUUUAGAAAUAAAUAAGAAAAAUUAUAAAUAUGUUUUUUGAAUAAAACCUACCUUAAAGCAUUAGAACACACCAUUAUUUUAGUCCAACCAUAGGAACUUCCAUGCUAUUCUCCAAUUUAUGAAUAUCAUUAUGUCUAACGUGUCGUUUAAUGAAUAAUAACACGCAUAAUGUCUAUUUGGUAAUUUGUUUAUUGAUUAUUAAUUUGAUAUACGUGCUUGUUGUGUGUAGUUUCAGUUUUGAAUAUAUAUGAGAAAAACUGCUCAUAAUUCGUUAUUACUAUUGAUAACUAGCCACCUAGGUAUAUCAGCCCCUAACGAUAAGUCGUUAAUAUUAAUAACCAACCACCUACGUAUAUCAAUCACCCUCUAACGGCUACGUGGCUUGUUAUUGAUCUAAACACUGCAUUACAGUAGAAUUUUGUAGUGGUGUAUCUUCUCGUAAAAACACUUGUAAGUAUAAUAAAGAUAUACAUGAGAUACAAAUGUCACAUAUUUGGAAACGUUGUACCAUUUAAGUGAUAAUGGUCGUUUGAGUCUGUUAUCAUAUCUGUAUUUGCACAAAUAGAAAUGUAAUAAAAUGUUUUAUGUCAUCACGAGCAAUGUAAAACUGAAA
This is a messenger RNA of Limulus polyphemus (Atlantic horseshoe crab), 10597 nucleotides long. Its product is annotated as NACHT domain- and WD repeat-containing protein 1-like. Gene Ontology annotation, molecular function: protein binding. Bases 707 to 5983 code for a protein of 1758 amino acids. The record is from RefSeq and is a predicted model, not a curated record. Lineage: Eukaryota; Metazoa; Arthropoda; Merostomata; Xiphosura; Limulidae. The transcript is spliced from 26 exons.